This is a messenger RNA of Darwinula stevensoni, 2100 nucleotides long. The record is from the annotation of a GenBank genome assembly. Lineage: Eukaryota; Metazoa; Arthropoda; Ostracoda; Podocopida; Darwinulidae.
GAUCAACGAGGGUUAUUGCUUCUCGGAGAAUUGUGAUCCAGUCGAGCUGCCAAUCUUGGAUGUUGCAUGUGGGGGUCACUCACAGCCCACUGGGUUUCGGUGGUCGAGUGGUUCUGGAUUCCGGACGACACCCGGGAGGCAGGGGAUGGAGUGGUGGCGGCGGGCCCUUCCUCUGCAGACAUGCAAGGAGUGCCUUUCAUGGCAGGGGCCGAAUCAGAUUUCUGCAGUCUGGAUGAGGGGUGUCGUGAUAACAUGAUGGAAGAAAGUUGCAACCUGGAGAUUCCCAUAUUGAAACUCUACCGAAGACGACAGGACUGCACGGCAACGAUAUGUUCCCAUGUAAGAAGUAAACGGAUGGUGGGAGGGGAAGAUGCGGAGCCAGGAAAAUAUCCCUGGAUGGCUGCCAUUCUCCGAAAAUCUUCCACCAAUGGGCCUUUCUGUGGAGGAUCUCUCAUAUCUCCCAUCCACGUCCUCACCGCUGCUCACUGCGUCACCAAGAUUCGUCAGGCUCCUAAAGACUCCUAUCGGGUCCGGAUUGGGGAACAUGACUUUGAGAGGGAGUCAGAGUCCGAUCACCAGGAUUUCUCCAUUCAACGAGUCCAUGUUCAUCCCGAUUACAGUAACACCAUCAAAGCUUACUACAAUGACCUGGCUAUCCUCGAACUGGAUAGUUCUUGUAUGAGAAAGCCUCGGACUGUCUGUCUCCCCAAUGAACCCGGAGACUUCCGGAAUCACGAUGCAACCGUCAUAGGCUGGGGGGCGUCUUAUCUUGGGGGGCCGCACCAACCCAUCCUCCAGCAGGUACUUGUCAACAUUUAUCCGCAAGAGGAGUGCGAAAGUCUUUACGAGGGAAUCACGAAUACUCAUCUGUGUGCAGGUGACCACGUGAACGGGGGGAAGGACGCGUGCAAGUGGGAUUCUGGAGGACCCCUACACGUCCUCCAGGGAAGGAAAUGGGUCCAAGUGGGAAUCGUGUCUUAUGGGAUCAACUGUAGUGGACCCCCAACGCAACCUGGUGUCUACAUGAAUGUCUCCUCUCACUUACCCUGGAUUGCUGGUGUCCUUAAAGAGUACAGACUCAAUGAUGAAAGGUGCGGAGAAUCUCUGAAGGAGGAUCCGAGAAUGUUUGAGAACUGCAGGGAUAGAGCGUCAUCUAAUAACAAGCUGGCAUUUUCAAUACAAACGCUCGUUCGUCCAGGAAAGCGGAUCGUGGGAGGAGCGGAUGCGGAAGCGGGAAAAUAUCCCUGGAUGGCUGCCCUAAUCCGAUAUUCUGCCAAAGGGCUUAUCUGCGGAGGAUCUCUCAUAUCUCCCAUCCACGUCCUCACCGCUGCUCACUGCGUCACCAAGUUCAAAAUCACCCUCACUCCCGCUAAAGAUUCCUAUCGGGUCCGGAUCGGAGAACAUGACUUUAAGGUGUCAGAGUCCGAUCAUCAGGAUUUCUCCAUUCAACGAGUCCAUGUUCAUCCCGAUUACAAUCAGUCCACCACCGUUAUCUACAAUGACCUGGCUAUCCUCGAACUGAAUAGCUCCUGCAUGGAAAAGCCUCAGACCGUCUGUCUCCCCGAUGAUCCUGGAGACUUUCGGAAUCACGAGGCCAUCGUCGUCGGUUGGGGGUCGUCGUAUCUUGGAGGGCCGCACCAACCCAUCCUCCAGCAGGUACUUGUCAACAUUUAUCCGCAAGAGGAGUGCGAAAGUCUCUACGAGGGAAUUACGAAUGCUCAUCUAUGUGCGGGUGACCACGUGAACGGAGGGAAGGACGCGUGCAAGUGGGAUUCUGGAGGACCCCUACACGUCCUCCAGGAAAGGAAAUGGGUCCAAGUGGGAAUCGUGUCUUAUGGGAUCAGCUGCAGCGGACCCCCAACGCAACCUGGUGUCUACAUGAAUGUCUCCUCUCACUUGCCCUGGAUUGCUGGUAUCCUUAAAGAGUACAGACUCAAUGAUGGAAGGUGCGGAGAAUCUCUGAAGGAGGACCCGGCAAAGUUUGAGAACUGCCGGGUAUCUCUGAGGUCGGAGAAUGGAGCGCUUGAUAACCGGCUUCCACCAUCAACCUUGCUCAUUCUCGUUCUUCUCUUUCCGUGUUUUGUCUCUUUCUACCCCUAA